Parasteatoda tepidariorum (common house spider) is the source of this 1771-nucleotide messenger RNA. RefSeq names its product transforming growth factor-beta-induced protein ig-h3. Gene Ontology annotation, biological process: cell adhesion; extracellular matrix organization. Gene Ontology annotation, cellular component: extracellular matrix. Gene Ontology annotation, molecular function: cell adhesion molecule binding. Lineage: Eukaryota; Metazoa; Arthropoda; Arachnida; Araneae; Theridiidae. The record is from RefSeq and is a predicted model, not a curated record.
AAUUCUAUUGAUUCACAGUUGAUUUGAAGGAUCUUCUGCCGACACUAAGAGGUAUGGGUGCUCUGGAAAUGGUGGACAUCGUGAAAGAAGUGGGAAUGAAAAAUGUCCUCCAUUCUGGCAAUUUCACAAUUUUCUGUCCUCAAAAUGCUGCCAUGGAAACCUUUGUUGAAGAUCAAGAAUUAAUUUCUGAAAAUGAAGUCGUGAGAAAUUAUAAUUUUAGAAGUCUUAAAAAGAAAACAUUGAAGAAUCUAAUCAAGAAACACAUGGUGAAAGGAUUUUUGAAAAUAGAUGAUUUCCACGACGAGCAGAAAAUAGGAACAGAAGAUGGCAACAAUCAAACAAGAAUCAACAUCUAUUAUGUCCCUGAAAAGGUUGUCACAGUAAAUUGUGUGCCUAUAAUAACAGCUGAUUAUUUUGCGAGAAAUGGAAUCAUUCAUUUAGUUGAGAAAGUUCUACCAAAACCUAUCAAAACGGUCGCCGACAUUAUUGCGGGUGAUUCUCAGUUCUCGGUCUUAAAAGGAAUGUUGAGUCGCGCCGGGCUUGUACAAACAUUAAGAAAUCCAAACAAGACAUUCACUGUAUUUGCCCCAUCGGAUUCAGUAUUUAAACGAGCACCACAAUCUAAAGAAGAAAGAAAGAAUGACAGAUGCACAUCAAGACUCAUGAAACACCAUAUCAUUGAUCACGUGAUUUGCUCUCAAGCUAUCCCUCAGUUUGCGAAGAGCUCAAAUUUGAUUGGAGAACUCCUGAGCUUAUCCAGAAGCGAAGAUAAUAAACUGUACGUUGAUGACAUCCAAAUUGUGGUCAAAGAUUUAAUAGCCACAAAUGGAGUAGUGCAUGUCAUUGAUGGCCUGCUUUCAACAAAACAAGCUAGCACUGUUUCUCAAGUGAUGGAAAAAUAUGGGCUAGGAGAAUUCUUAUCCUUAAUCAAGAUGGCAAAUCUCGGAUAUUAUUUUGACGCUUUGGAGAAUGUAACUUAUUUCGUACCCUCCGAUGAUUCCAUAAAAAAAAUAACUCCUAGUCAUUUAGAGUCAUUUAUGUAUGAUGCAGAAGCAUUGAGAGAAGUGUUGCUAUAUCACAUAGGAGUCGGGCAACCUGAAAUCAACGCACAAGAGCAAGAGUUACGAUCAAGGCUAGAAAAUACCUCUCUUCGUAUUCAAGUACAUGCUUCGUACCCACACUCUGCUCCUCAAGUUCUAGUUCAAUGUGCUGAAAUUUUAAGUACAGGCAACAAGAUCUGCGGCGGAACGCUUCAUGUAAUUAACAAGGUUCUCCUUCCACCGAAACUCAGCCUGAUGCAACUACUUGAAAACAUCGAAGGUUUUUCUACUUUAGUUCUUUUAUUGAGGGUGACAGGACUGGAGAAUCGCCUGAAAGAUCCAAAUGCGAGGCAGACGAUUUUAGCACCCACCGAUGACGCUUUCCACCUGAUGGGACAAUCUUUUCUCUUCCGUCUUCUGGAUGAUUUGAAUUUUGCCUCUGAUUUAGUCAAAAUGCACAUUCUGUCAGGCACUGUUUGCUGUUCUCAGCUGAAAGCAGAUUUCAUGGCAGGUCGUCGACUCGUGAGAGCAGUCGACGGUUCAUCCCUUCCUAUCAGUCGAACGAGAGAAGGAACUCUUACCGUGUUCGACGCUCGACUAGUCGACUGUGAUAUAAUGGCCACUAAUGGUGCUGUACAUAUGGUGGAUGCAGUAUUUCUACAAAAAAUGGGAGAUGGCGCAUUUAUUAGAAUUUAGGAAAAUAAUUGAAUAAAAAUAUUUUUGUUUACUGA